Messenger RNA from Drosophila gunungcola (fruit fly), 2970 nucleotides. RefSeq lists its product as uncharacterized. Bases 761 to 2737 code for a protein of 658 amino acids. Gene Ontology annotation, molecular function: microtubule plus-end binding. Gene Ontology annotation, cellular component: spindle midzone; microtubule plus-end; microtubule organizing center. The record is from RefSeq and is a predicted model, not a curated record. The transcript has 2 exons. Lineage: Eukaryota; Metazoa; Arthropoda; Insecta; Diptera; Drosophilidae. Gene Ontology annotation, biological process: protein localization to microtubule plus-end; regulation of microtubule polymerization or depolymerization; spindle assembly.
UAGUGAACAAAUGUGGUAGUUGCUUCUUAAACGCGUUACUCAUAGAAUAAAAGAGUAGGUAUAUUGUAUUCGUUGAAAAGAAUAUAACAGGGAAAAGAAAGCGUUUUCGACCUAUAGAAUAUAUGUAUUCUUGAUCAGGAUCAAUAGCCGAGACGACGGAGGCCGCAUGUCUGUCUGUCCGUAUGAGCUUGAAAUCUUGGAAACUUUUAAAGCUAUUUUAAAGCUAUUAGAAGUUAUUUAGUUAUAAAGCUCUCUGCCGCCACUCUGCCGCUGCUCGGCCGCUGCUUUGCAUUCAAAAGAUUAUCCUAUGCUCAUUAGAUAGUGCCGUGGUGAUCGCUGAUUUAGAGAAAGAAGUUUGAGUUCAGUUUUGGCAAUGCAAUUCGACAGAAGGCGGCACCUAGACCGGUAUCUUUUUUUGUUGGGGAAUAUUUAGUUUGAAGUUUGUUAGCUAAGUAACGGGUUUCCAAUACUCGGGGAACUCGACGAUAGUGUUUCUUCUUGUUUGUUAUUGAUCCAAGUGGUAUUCAAAUUUUAAAACAAUUUUAUACUGGACUAUCAUGGUAUGUUGUGACCAAUCUAUCUUCUGUCAAUAUAAGUUAUCUAAAAUACAUUUCAAUAUAAACUACAUUCACAUUUUUACAUUUUGUAGCAUUGAAAACAAAAGGAACUUAAUUGUCAGGUUGUCGUAGCGCCUGUGUGCCUGACUUUUUACCACCAAUUUCAACUAUAACAACGGGCUUAAACCUUGAACCUCCUAACUAUGACACAUUUGGCAAGGAUAACCAAAACCAAACCGACCCAAAUUGUGCAUGAUGUGUUUGUACAGAAAAGUGAGAUGAUCUCCAUAAGAAACCUGCUCGUGUUCUUUAAUAAAACACUAGAUUGCGAAUUGCUGAGCAUGGACGACCUAAAAACAGGGGCAGUAUACUGCCAGGUCAUGCAUAGGCUCUUUCCAAAGUCAAUUCUUAUCGAAAAAGUCAAGUUUUAUACGCACAGCAAAGUCGACUUUAAAUUAAAUUUUCGGCUGUUGCUAAACUGCUUUGAAAAACUAAAAGUAACGCGGUAUCUUCCGGUGGAAGAAUUAAUUUUGGGGCACAGUCACUAUGACCUUUGCAACUGGAUGUACAAAUUCUUUCAAACCAACGAUAAUGGGCGCGAAUACGAUGCAAAAAAAGUUAGGAAAAACUCGUCCAUCGGCCUCAGCAGAGGUCCCAAGUUCGUUGGUAUGACAAGCCAUGCCAAUGCCAUGCAAAAGUGUCAGUCGAUGAUCUUUAAUUAUAUUAAAGACCCGAACAAGUACGAAAGAAGAAGUUGCUUGGGUAGUAUAAGCUAUGAUCGUAUCAAUUUCACAAAGACUUUGCCGGACAAGCAAAUUAUAAAGCAGAAGUCCAAGCCGCCCCCAAAGAAAAGCGCAAUUUUUUUGGAAUUUCACCCAGAGAGCAAGUACGUGCCCCUACCAUCGGAAAGCGAAGAUGAACUGAAUUUGGGAGGUCAGCAAUCUUUUCGGCAAAACAAGCUUUUGGACAAACUCAGUUCUGAUGAAAAGGUUUUGACACGGGCAUUUUUCACAAUCGAGAUGUCAAACAACCCGAGGAGUCUUAAGAAUGGUCGAGAUUCCACAGGUUUUAAGUCUUUGAAAGCUCUGAGCAACAAGUGCAAUCAGUACAUAAUUGAUCUUCAGACCAAGGUUCUUAUUAUCAAUGAUUUAAAAUGCAAGAUACGUAGCUUGGCCACAACGAUAAAAGAGCUCACUGAAAAGUUUAAGAAUAUGGAACAAGUGUUAAUCAAAUACGGUGACAAUCCGACGUGUGCUGUUCAGAAAAUAAAGAACAUCCUCUUCUUGGAUCCCCAAAUGGCGGCAGUACCUCUGAGAAGACCUCAUAGAAGACGGGAUUUCAAAGAAUCAUACCAUUCUGAGGAAAAGGCUUUCACAAUAGAAUUUUCAAACAACCCGAAGAGUCUUAAGAAUGGUCGAGAUCCCACAAAUUUUAGGUCUCUGAGCAACAAGUGCGAUCACUACAUAAGUGAUCAUCAGACCAAGGUUCUUAUUAUCAACGAUUUAAAAUGCAAGAUACGUCGUUUGGACACAAAGAUAAGAGAGCUCACCGAAAAGUGGAAUAAUAUGGAACACGUAUUUAUCAAAUACAGUAACAAUCCGACGUGUGCUGUAAAGAAUAUGAAAAACAUUCUUUUUAUUGAUCCCCAAGUGGCGGCAGUACCUCCACGUAGACCCCAUGAAAAAGGGGAAACUAACCAUGAUGCAGCAUCCCAUUUCAAGGUUCAGCUAAUCAAGGAAGGAAGUUUUAUAAAACACCAAACGAUGCCAAACGAUAAGGUAUAUUGUCAUUUAAUGCCUUCACGUCAUAGCAAAGAAACCAAGACGUGCAUCGAAUUUGUAUCCAAAAAGUCUGUAGACUCUUUCAACGAUGAUCCAAGCCGCAAUCAUAUGAACCGUUCGAGCAACGAUCCGACAAUACUCAAUUGUCAUUCGAAGAGGUAUACCAAACAUGCAUUGGACUCAUUGGUCGAAGAUGAACAACAUAACACGCGCUCUAGAUCUCCGGUCGGCAUGCAUUGCUGCCAUAUUAGGGAUUGGACGGACAUACCCGCAGGUCACCAGGAUAGACGAUGUUCCGAGGAAAGGGAUUCAUGCAAUAAAAAAAUUGUAAACAUAAAAAGUCCAACUCGGAUUCCUAAGAUGGUAAAGUCACAUGGUUGCAAUAUUGAUAUUGAAUAAGAAGCAAUGAAACCAUUUAAUUGUUUUUGAAUAGAAAAGUUAAUCUUUCUGAAUUAUUUUAUAGUUGCUUUAAAGUUCCUUAAACUUGGACUUCAAGAAGGAUGUUUAUAAACAACAAACUGUGUAAAACAAAGCAGUUGCUCCAAAUUUCUGUUACCACUUACCAAAUUAAAUUAAUAUUUCUGCCUUCAUUAAAAAUUUAAGUAAGAAGAGUUUAUACUUUCCAAUAAAAU